Messenger RNA from Pseudovirgaria hyperparasitica, 795 nucleotides. RefSeq names its product AhpC-TSA-domain-containing protein. Gene Ontology annotation, biological process: cellular response to oxidative stress; cell redox homeostasis. Gene Ontology annotation, molecular function: thioredoxin peroxidase activity. Gene Ontology annotation, cellular component: cytoplasm. Lineage: Eukaryota; Fungi; Ascomycota; Dothideomycetes; Acrospermales; Acrospermaceae. The coding region runs from base 1 to 795 and encodes 264 amino acids. The transcript has 2 exons. The record is from RefSeq and is a predicted model, not a curated record.
AUGGUUGAACUUCGUAAACGCAAGACUCCUCCCGUGGCGCCCCCAAAGCCUGCGCGCAAAAAGAGCAGCUCUGCCACGCCUGCGCCCGCGCCGAAACCCACCUCAAAGGUCGCGAAAGUGAAGGAGACUGUCAAGAACGUCGUCAAGCCUGCGUCGAAGGAGGACGCGCCUGUUCCUGCUGCAGCUGCUGCAGAGACGAAGCCCGUCGCAGGCGGCCUACCAACAGUCGGCUCCACCAUAGACAUAGCAACUUUUGGAGGAGAAGUUGAAACCCACGAAGGCGUCAAGACUACACUUGCGAAGCUUCUGGCCGAGAGCAAGGCAGGCAUCGUCAUCUUCACAUACCCAAAGCAGAAUACCCCAGGCUGCACCAGACAAGCGUGUUCCUUCCGCGACUCUUACGACUCUCUCACAGCCACAGGCCUCUCAAUCUACGGCCUCUCAACUGACGCGCCCAAGGGCAACAAGAGCUUCCGUGACAAGUUCAGCUUCCCGUACACGCUACUAUGCGACCCGAAACAGGUCCUGAUCAAGCCGUUGGGCUUCGGCAAGGCUGGAACUGCUCAUCGCGGUGUCUUCGUCGUCACGCCGGCUGGCAAGGUGCUAGCUAAUGAGAAGGGUGGGCCAGAGCCUACUGUCGACGUCGUCAGGAAGAUUGUCGCGAGCAUGGGCGGAGCUGACGCGACUGCGCAGAAAGAGGCCACGCAGGAGGAGAAAGAGACGGCAAAGAGUGCUGCUGAAGUCGCAGACACGGCCGCAACGUUGGAUGGUACCCCGCAACCGACCAAAGCAUGA